Messenger RNA from Epinephelus fuscoguttatus (brown-marbled grouper), 8069 nucleotides. Its product is annotated as plexin-A2-like. Lineage: Eukaryota; Metazoa; Chordata; Actinopteri; Perciformes; Serranidae. The transcript has 32 exons. The coding region runs from base 472 to 6207 and encodes 1911 amino acids. Gene Ontology annotation, molecular function: semaphorin receptor activity; protein binding. Gene Ontology annotation, cellular component: semaphorin receptor complex. The record is from RefSeq and is a predicted model, not a curated record. Gene Ontology annotation, biological process: semaphorin-plexin signaling pathway involved in axon guidance; regulation of GTPase activity; positive regulation of axonogenesis.
GUGACUUCAUGUAGCACCGGCAUCCACACCGAGAGAGGGAGGGAGAGAGGAGAGAGACUGUUAGAGGAAAUGAUCAGUCCCUGAACUAGGCAGCAGGAGGGUCACUUGAUACCGUCUCCUUCUCAGCGCCUGACGGACGGAGAGAUGCUCGCCGCUGUCCCGAUGACUUCACAGGCUGUGCGUCGCGUGCAGCGCGUAGAAUAAAUUAACCGGCAGUUUAUCUGGCUGUAUUUCAUGUCCGCACACAUCCACUGACUGACUGGCGGAGCCGCGGGACGUUUCCCUCAGCAAAAUCCCAGCGAAAUAACCGGAUCGGCGCUAUCCAUGAAUGAGUCUCCUCUUAUUUCAAGAAUGAUGUGAAGAUCACUUAAGAAGGACAAGACCGCUCUUCAGCUCAUCUCUUUCAGUGUGAUCCUGCUCCUUGGUGAUCCCAGGUGUUUCGUCUGAGUAUUUUUUAGGAGCCCCGCUGGGAUGGGAACGUGCUUGGAUAAAGGAUGGACUUACUGCGGCCUCACUAAAGGUCACCGCCGUCUAAAGGUCAUGUCAUGGCCUCUGGCACUGUGGCUAUUGACUCUAAUCUCUGUGAAUCAAAAGAUGAUUGUCGGACAGACUGUGAACAUCUUCCAAUCAGAGAGGAGGGAAUGGUCUCUGAACCACCUGACUGUGCAUCAGUCCACUGGGGCUCUGUACAUCGGAGCCAUCAACCGAAUCUACAAGUUGUCGGCUAAUCUCACCCUCCUGGUGUCCCAUGAUACGGGGCCAGAGUAUGACAACAAAGCUUGUUACCCUCCGCUGAUUGUCCAGCCCUGCUCUGAGCCGCUUGCCUCUACUGACAACGUUAACAAACUGUUGCUCAUCGACUACUCUCACAACCGGCUGCUGGCCUGCGGCAGUCUCUACCAGGGCGUCUGCAAGCUGAUGAGGCUGGAUGACUUGUUCAUCCUCGUGGAGCCCACACACAAGAAAGAACACUACCUGUCCAGUGACAACCAGACAGGGACGAUGUAUGGGGUCGUUGUGCCCUCGCAGGGUCAGGAUGCCACUCUGUACAUCGGCACUGCUGUCGGCGGCAAACAGGACUACUUCCCAACUAUCUCCAGCCGCAAGCUGCCUCGCGACCCAGAAUCCUCUGCCAUGCUGGACUACGAGCUCCACACUGACUUUGUCUCCUCUCUCAUUAAAAUCCCCUCAGACACGCUGGCUCUUGUCCCACACUUUGACAUCUACUACAUCUACGGCUUUGCCAGCGGCAGCUUCGUCUACUUCAUGACCGUGCAGCCGGAGACGCCAGAAAACGGGAUGCCUGCUGGCGGCUCCCCUGGCGACCUGUUUUACACCUCUCGCAUCAUCCGCCUCUGCAAAGGUGACAAGAAGUUCCACUCGUAUGUGUCGCUUCCUGUGGGGUGCGUACACAAAGGCGAGGAGUACCGCCUGCUGCAGGCAGCUUACCUGUCCAAGGCCGGCAGGGUUCUGGCAAAGUCGCUUAACAUCAGCGCUCAGGAGGAUGUGCUCUUUGCCGUGUUCUCCAAGGGACAGAAGCAGUGCCACGACCCUCCAGAUCACUCCGCUCUCUGCGUCUUCACCAUCCAAGACAUCAACACACGCAUCAAGGAGCGGCUGCAGUCCUGCUACCAGGGAGAGGGAAACCUAGAGCUGCACUGGCUCCUGGGAAAGGACGUGCAGUGCACCAAGGCGCCUGUUCCUAUUGAUGAUCACUUCUGUGGCCUGGAUAUAAACCAGCCCCUGGGGGGUUCCCAGCUGGUGUCAGGUCGGACGCUGUACACUGAGAGCAGGGACAGGCUGACCUCUGUCACCUCCUACGUCUACAAUGGACACAGUGUGAUCUUCUUGGGUACCAGGAGUGGACGGCUGAAAAAGAUCAGAGUGGACGGUCCUCUGGAGGGAGGAGUGCUGUACGAGACAGUGACCGUGAUGAAGGAUAGCAGCCCCAUCCUCCGGGACAUGGCCUUCUCCCUGGACAGGAACUCUCUCUAUGUCAUGUCUGACAAUCAGGUGGCUCAGGUCCCGGUGGAGGCCUGCGAGCAGUACGGUACAUGUGCCGAGUGUCUGAGCUCCGGUGACCCCCACUGUGGCUGGUGUGUCCUCUACAACAUGUGCUCGAGGAGGGACCGGUGUCUGAGGGCGGAGGAGACCUUCCGUUUCGCCACUGACAUUGAGCGCUGUGUGAAGGUUAUCGCUCACCCGGACAGCAUUGCUGUAUCAGCACAUAGUGUCCCUCUUCUACUGGAGGUGCAUAACGUUCCAGACCUUUCUGCUGGUAUCACCUGUUCAUUUGGCCAGCAGGCCGAGGUGGAGGGUCACGUCAACGGGAACAGGGUCAUGUGUCUGUCCCCAGCUGGGAAGGAGGUCCCUCAGAUACCAGAAGGACAAGACUGGGCCGGCGUCGAGCUUCGUCUGAACUCAAAGGAGACGGGUCAAAUGGUCGCCAGCACCGAGGUGAAGUUCUACAACUGCAGCACCCAUCAAACGUGUCUGUCCUGUGUAAACAGCACUUUUCGCUGCCACUGGUGUAAAUACCGCAACCUGUGCACCCACGACCCCAGCAGCUGUUCCUUCCAGGAGGGCAGAGUCAACGCCUCAGAGGACUGCCCUCAGCUCCUACACUCUGGGGAAAUCCUCCUUCCGGCCGGCGAGGUCCGACCCAUCACGCUGAGGGCCCGAAACCUUCCCCAGCCGCAGUCGGGCCAGCGAGGCUACGAGUGCGUGGUGCACGUGCAGGGUGUCAGCCACCGUGUCACGGCGCUGCGCUUCAACAGCACCAGCGUGCAGUGCCAGAACAGCUCGUACAUGUACGAGGGUGUGAAGAUCAGUGACCUGGCAGUGGACCUCUCCAUCGUAUGGAACGGCAAUUUCAUCAUCGACAAUCCCGAGAAGAUUAAAGUGCACCUCUACAAGUGCAGUGCCCAGCGGGACAGCUGUGGCAUGUGUCUGCGGGCGGAGAGGAAGUUCCAGUGUGGCUGGUGUAGCGGCGAGGGCCGAUGCACCAUGAAGCAGCACUGUCCUCCCAUCUCCCCCUAUGCCAGCCGCUGGCUGGACCUUUCUGCCAGGAAUGUCAAGUGCACCAACCCACGCAUCACUGAGGUGAGUCCAGUGGCUGGACCUAUAGAAGGGGGCACACUGGUCACCAUCCAGGGCCUGAACCUGGGUCUGUCCUUCUCUGAGCUGGAGGGCAAUGUGGAAGUGGCGGGUGUGCAGUGCACCCCACAGGAGGAGGGAUACAUCACUGCAGAACAGAUUGUGUGUGAGAUGGCUGCGGCUCCUAAAGGAAGUGCUCCAGGUCCAGUUAAGCUGUGUGUUGGCGAAUGCAGACCAGAACUGCGCGCACAGUCCUCCCAGCUCUACUCCUUUGUGACUCCUUCGAUGCUGGCGCUGACCCCAGGCAGAGGACCUGAAUCUGGGGGCACCAAGGUCACCAUUGUCGGGGAGAACCUUGGCGCUGGCAGCACUGUUAAUGUGUACUUUGGUAAUCAGACCUGCGAGCUGUACAGGAGGACCAUGUCAGAGAUUGUGUGCUUCUCUGCGCCGUCUGUGACGAAAGCUGGACCAGUGCAAGUCAGUCUGAGUGUCGACCGGGCCAGGGUUCCUGGGAGUCUGGCCUUUGAGUACAUAGAAGACCCCACAGUCCAGCGCAUUGAGCCCCUGUGGAGCAUCACAAGUGGACACACCACCCUGACAGUGACUGGAACCAACCUGGACGUAGUUCAGGAGCCGCGCGUCAGAGUCAAAUAUGCUGGCCAUGAAUCUGUCAAUGUGUGCAAAGUGCUGAACACAACCACCAUCAGCUGCUUCGCCCCCUCUCUGAAGGCGGAGUACACUGCAGACCAGGAGACGAUCAAACACGUGGACGAGUUCGGUUUCGUCUUCAACAACGUCCAAGCUCUGCUCACUUACAACAACACAAGCUUUGUGUACUACCCCAACCCUUACCUGGAACCCCUCAGUCUGUCAGGUGUUCUGGAGCAGAAACCUGGAGCUCCAAUCAUACUCAAAGGACGUAACCUGGUGCCAUCAGCGUCUGGUGGAGCCCGGCUGAAUUACACGGUGCUGAUUGGAGAUACGCCCUGCUCCCUCACUGUGUCCGACACUCAGUUACUCUGUGAGCCGCCGAACCUCACCGGGCAGCACAAAGUCCUGGUCCAAGUAGGAGGACUCCACAUCUCUCCAGGAGAAGUUCACAUCCGGUCCGACAGCCUGCUCACCCUUCCUGCUAUCUUCAGCAUCACAGCUGGAGGAGGGCUGCUACUCAUCAUAGUCAUUAUAGUCUUGCUGGCCUACAGACGGAAGUCGCAUGAGAACGACCUCACUCUGAAACGCCUACAGAUGCAGAUGGACAAUCUGGAGUCCAGAGUGGCUCUGGAGUGCAAGGAGGCCUUUGCAGAGCUCCAGACAGACAUCAACGAGUUAACGAGUGAUCUGGACAGAGCUGGCAUCCCCUACCUGGAUUAUCGCACUUACGCCAUGAGGGUUCUCUUCCCCGGCAUCGAUGAUCAUCCUGUACUCAGAGAGCUGGAGGUGCUGGGGAGCGGACAGGCGAAUGUGGAGAAAGCCUUGAAGCAGUUUGCUCAGCUGGUGAAUAACAAGGUUUUCCUGCUGACAUUCAUCCGCACACUGGAGCUGCAGCGCUCCUUCUCCAUGCGUGACCGCGGCUACGUUGCCUCGCUCAUCAUGACCGCUCUGCAGGGGCGGCUGGAGUACGCCACAGACAUCCUCAAACACCUGCUUUCAGAUCUUAUAGAACGCAACCUGGAGAGCAAGAACCACCCCAAACUCCUCCUACGCAGAACAGAGUCGGUGGCGGAGAAGAUGCUGACAAAUUGGUUUGCCUUCUUGCUACACAAGUUUCUCAAGGAGUGUGCUGGCGAGCCUCUCUUCAUGCUGUUCUGUGCCAUCAAACAGCAAAUGGAGAAGGGACCCAUAGACUCCAUCACUGGAGAGGCACGCUAUUCCCUCAGUGAGGACAAGCUCAUCCGACAGCAGAUUGAAUACAAGACGCUGACGCUGAGCUGUGUGAACCCAGACAAUGAGAACAGUCCAGAAAUCCCUGUCAAGGUGCUCAACUGUGACACCAUUACCCAGGUAAAGGAGAAGAUCCUGGAUGCGGUGUACAAGAACAUGCCCUACUCACAGCGACCACGGGCUGCAGACAUGGAUCUCGAGUGGCGGCAGGGCAGAACAGCUCGUGUGGUCCUGCAGGAUGAGGACAUCACCACCAAGAUAGAGAGCGACUGGAAGAGGCUCAACACGCUCAUGCACUACCAGGUGUCUGAGCGCUGCGUGGUGGCCUUGGUGCCCAAACAGAUGUCCUCUUUCAAUAUUCCAUCCUCGGCCAGCUUCCCACGCAGUAUCAGCAGAUACGGUGUGGACGUUCCCUUCCGUUCCACGCCCACCAGCCCAGACAGCCCCCACUCCCGUGUGCCCAUGCUGACCCCUGACCUGGAGAGCGGCGUCAAAGUUUGGCACUUAGUCAAGAACCACGACCAUGGGGACCAGAAAGAGGGCGAGCGUGGCAGCAAGAUGGUGUCUGAGAUCUACCUGACGAGGCUACUAGCAACAAAGGGCACACUGCAGAAGUUUGUGGACGACCUGUUUGAGACCCUGUUCAGCACUGUGUGUCGGGGCACCGCCCUGCCUCUCGCAAUCAAAUACAUGUUUGACUUCCUGGACGAGCAGGCCGACAGGCACGGUAUCCAUGACACGGAUGUUCGUCACACCUGGAAGAGCAACUGCCUGCCCCUGCGUUUCUGGGUAAAUGUGAUCAAGAACCCCCAGUUUGUGUUCGACAUCCAUAAAAGCAGCAUCACAGACGCCUGUCUGUCUGUGGUGGCCCAAACCUUUAUGGACUCCUGCUCAACUUCCGAACACCGCCUGGGCAAAGACUCACCAUCCACCAAACUACUCUAUGCCAAGGACAUACCACACUACAAAAGCUGGGUAGAAAGGUACUACGCUGACAUCAACCGCCUGCCUGCCAUCAGUGAUCAGGAUAUGAAUGCCUAUCUGGCUGAACAGGCCCGCCUUCACUCCAGUGAGUUCAACAUGCUCAGCGCCCUCCAUGAGAUCUACGCUUACGUCAGCAAGUACAGCCAAGAGAUCAUCGAGGCGCUGGAGCAGGAUGAACAGGCCCAGAAGCAGAAGUUGGCUUAUAAAGUGGAGCAGAUCAUCUCAGCCAUGUCUAUGGAGAGCUGAGACACACACACCCCUACAUACAUAUACAAACAUACACCACACACACUGAAACAUGCUACAUCAGAGGACUUAAAAACCCAUCUGCAACACGUGUGGCACUCAGAUGUGCACGUGAACACACACAUUAUGUAUGCACAUAUACAAUCACACACACACACAGAUGUACACAGAGACGCUGCAGACUUAAUGGACCUACUGUAUAAACAAACUGAUAAUACAUACACAAAGAGAUUCACACACAUGCAUAAAUACACACAUCCAAAUGUACAUACACACAGCGCAGCACACAGAUCGUCCCAAAGCAACGACUUUUGAAUCCAAUGUCAUCGUUUUUUUCAGAAGAAACUCCAACAGGCAAACACCCAACUUCUAAAACGCUCCUAUAGCGAGAGAGACACAGAGAGGAUUUGGGCCAUCACGGUUGCUGAAUUUGCAGCCAAUUCUUCUCCGCUGGGUAAUGGUUUGUCUUUGUAGUGGGUGCUUAUACUAAAUGUGUGUGUGUGUGUGUGUGUGUGUGUGUGUGUGUGUGUGAGUGUGCGUGCAUGUAUGUAAGUGUGUGUGUGUGUGUGUGUGUGUGUGGCAUGGCUGGAGCUCUGAAGAGAACAGCACUUAUUAAGAAUGACUCAACUUGAAAAGUCACUGGAGUUGCUCAACAAAGACAGGAGACAAUUUAAUGGGACGGCACAUGUGGUGAGACAAGACUCAAAGUACUUUUUAUAUGUCAAAGAUGAAGGACGCUUAUUCGCACUACAUAUCACGGGCUUGGAGUGACAUCGCCAUUCGGAGCGGAGACGUGUACUUUUGUGGUGUUAAGCCUUUUUCCUAUUGCCUUUUAAAGGCUUAAAAAAGAGAACACUAAAGACUCUGGCAUCAUUACUUUUCAUCCCCCCACUUGAAGCUUCCUAUCUUGAAGUAUUUUUUGUUUAAUGAAUUACAAUUCUGCCGGGGAUUGAACAGCAGACACAGAAUUUGGAAUCGGCAAGGUGCAGGUCCGGCUCUUGAAUAAUAAAACACUGCGAAGGCAUCACCUUCAAGAUUGAAAUAUAUGUGGAAAUAUUUCCAGAAACAAUCCCUGGCUUUUUGUGCCAAAUAUAAUUAGUCUCAUGUUUCAUUCAUGUUAAAUGCUCCUGUAGAAGCUAUUAAUCAUACAUGCCAUUGUACGGAAAAGAUCCCAUUUGAGAUAGGGAAUUUUGUACAGUGAUGAUCUAUAGACCACCAAUUCAGCCAUUCAAAGAUAAGUGGAGACCAAAUUGAACUGUAACAGAAAGCAUGAUUAAUGAUGCUAUAAGUCUGAUCGAGGAUCAGAUUAGCCAAACCCCCGGCCAACGCCGCCGCCUCCCCCACCCUCACCCCCGUCUCAUCAGUCAUUGUUUACAUUCAGCGUGAUACUUGAAAUGCACCGAGUGUACGAGAUAUUAAGAACACCUGCUGCUCCUGUGAAGUAAUCUGCUUGGAUUAAGUUAGAUGAAGGCUCUGAUGCCUCAUUGAUUUUCCCGAUAAAUCCACUUUCAACGUAACCUGGAAAUUAAACGCAGGAAACGAGCUGGAAGGAUUUCUCACCCUGGAGACGUCUGAGCUGUGGGUGCUGUGAGAGAAUCUGUGGCUCAAGUAGAAAGUCAGUGUUCCUAAUAUUUUGUCCACAGAGUGGAUAUAUGAUUAAUGAUACAUGUGUUUGGGACCAGCAGUUGGUCCUUGUAAAGUUCAUUCAUUAAAUAUGGAAGCAAAUAAGAGACAUACGUGUUUGUAUUUUAACAGCCACUGAAUACUGAAUAUUAACAUUUAAACACCACUACAUUAAAAUAAAUUCACAGCAUUAAAAUGUUUUACUUUGAAAACCAUGCAGCUAUCUGAAUUUAUUUGUU